AUGGGCGCCAAGGAGACACAAGAGGAGGACAACGGCCUUCCAUUCCUGCCGCCGCCGGUCGGAUAUCGCAAGUACGUCGAGGAGAAGGGGAAGAAAGAGGAAGAAAGGGUAACAAUCGCAUCAUUCUACGAGGCCGUCAAGAGAAUGGACAAAAGGGGUCCCAUACACCCGGAAAUUCUGGCCAUGCAGAAGCGCAACGCCAUGGUAGUCACCUUCCGGUGGCUCAAGGACGUCCUCUACAACAUCUUUGUCUACUUUCUCACGUCGCGCUCCUACUACAUCUUUGGCUUCGCCUACUCGCUCUACUUUCUCAAGGAACAGGUCGUCUCGCUAUUCAACUGCCAGAACGUCUUUAGGAGGGCCGCACCAAACCUCAAGUUCCACCAAGUCAUCCUCCACAAGGUCGCGUACGUGGCGCUACACCUCGUCGCCAUUUAUCUCAUACUCAAGAGCAUACACACCAACGGCUACAUUCCCAUGAGACUCGCCGACUACAUUCACCUCUUUCCAAUGACCGAGUACAGGAGCUCCACCCUGUUUGUCCCCUAA
This is a messenger RNA of Theileria equi strain WA, 549 nucleotides long. RefSeq lists its product as hypothetical. The coding region runs from base 1 to 549 and encodes 182 amino acids. The record is from RefSeq and is a predicted model, not a curated record. The transcript has a single exon. NCBI's taxonomy places the organism in Eukaryota, Apicomplexa, Aconoidasida, Piroplasmida, Theileriidae. Gene Ontology annotation, biological process: protein folding in endoplasmic reticulum. Gene Ontology annotation, cellular component: EMC complex.